This is a messenger RNA of Labrus mixtus (cuckoo wrasse), 2665 nucleotides long. Its product is annotated as glycine--tRNA ligase-like. The transcript has 17 exons. NCBI's taxonomy places the organism in Eukaryota, Metazoa, Chordata, Actinopteri, Labriformes, Labridae. Gene Ontology annotation, biological process: mitochondrial glycyl-tRNA aminoacylation. Gene Ontology annotation, cellular component: mitochondrion; cytoplasm. Gene Ontology annotation, molecular function: ATP binding; glycine-tRNA ligase activity. The record is from RefSeq and is a predicted model, not a curated record. Bases 32 to 2287 code for a protein of 751 amino acids.
UCAUCAUUCUUCUCUCGCAUUACGGCGGUCCAUGCUUCGUAGCGCAGCAUCAGCACUGCUGAGGACCAGCACUGAGUUUACCGCCCUCUGCCCGGUGUCCACGGUCCGGUUUGUUCGGCAGUCGCUGCGCUACGCACCGAACAACAGAUCUUUUUCGACGUCGGCGUGCUUGUGUAAGAAGAAGAAGGAGAAGAAGAGAAGCCUGUGGCUGCAGCUGGCGGAAGGACAAACCAUGGACGGCAACAUCGAAGAGAUUCUCGCCCCUUUGAGGCUUGCUGUUAAAGAACAGGGGGAGCUGGUGCGUCAGAUGAAACAGGAUGGAGUUCCUGAUGUGGAUGUUACUAAAGCUGUGGCAGAGCUGAAAGCAAGGAAGAGAACUCUGGAGGCCAAGGAACUGUCAUUACAACCCAAAGAUGACAUCGUCGACAGAACCAAGAUGGAGGACACCCUUAAGAGGCGAUUCUUUUAUGACCAGGCCUUUGCCAUCUACGGAGGUGUGAGUGGCCUGUACGACUUCGGCCCUGUGGGCUGUGCCCUGAAGAACAACAUCCUGCAAGCAUGGAGACAGCACUUCAUCCAGGAGGAGCAGAUCCUGGAGAUCGACUGCACCAUGCUGACCCCCGAGCCCGUCCUCAAGACAUCAGGUCAUGUGGAAAAAUUCGCUGACUACAUGGUGAAAGAUGUGAAGAAUGGUGAAUGCUUCAGGGCAGAUCACCUCCUCAAAGCUCAUCUCCAGAAGCUGAUGUCAGAUAAGAAAUGUGCCGCGGAGAAGAAGGCGGAAAUGGAGGAAGUCGUCACUCAGAUGGACAACUACACCCAGCAGGAACUGACCGAUCUGUUUGUGAAAUACAACGUCAAGUCUCCUACCACAGGAAAUGACCUCACAGCUCCCAUCUCCUUCAACCUGAUGUUCCAGACGUCCAUCGGACCAGGCGGGAACAUGCCAGGCUAUCUGAGGCCUGAAACCGCUCAGGGAAUCUUCCUCAACUUCAAACGUCUAUUGGAGUUCAACCAAGGGAAACUGCCCUUUGCCGCUGCUCAAAUAGGAAACUCUUUCAGGAACGAGAUCUCUCCCCGCUCUGGACUCAUCCGCGUCAGGGAGUUCACCAUGGCAGAGAUCGAGCACUUUGUGGAUCCAAACGAGAAAGUCCACCCUAAAUUCUCCAACGUGGCCGACCUGAUGAUCAUUUUGUACUCCUCAAAGGCUCAGACCAGUGGGCAGUCUGCACAGAUCAUGAGGCUUGGAGACGCUGUGGAGCAGGGAGUGAUCAAUAACUCCGUCCUGGGAUACUUCAUCGGGAGAAUCUACCUCUACCUUACUAAAGUCGGUGUCGCCAAAGAAAAGCUGCGCUUCCGUCAGCACAUGGACAACGAGAUGGCUCACUACGCCUGUGACUGCUGGGACGCUGAAACCAAAACCUCCUACGGCUGGAUCGAGAUUGUGGGCUGUGCCGACCGAUCCUGCUACGAUCUCAAAUGUCAUGCACGAGCUACGAAGGUCCCUCUGGUCGCUGAGAAGCCCCUUAAAGAACCCAAAGUUGUAAACGUCGUCCAGUUUGAGCCCAACAAAGGAGCUCUGGGGAAGGCGUAUAAGAAGGAUGCAAAAAUAGCGACGGAGUAUCUGUCCAUGUGUGACGAGUGCUUCAUCACAGAACAGGAGCAGCUGCUCAAUGAGACUGGAGAGUUCACCAUCGAGACCGAGGGUAAGACGUUCAAACUCACAAAGGACAUGGUCAGCGUGAAGCGAUUCCAGAAGACUCUGCAUGUGGAGGAAGUUGUUCCUAAUGUUAUCGAGCCAUCUUUUGGCAUUGGUAGGAUCAUGUACACCAUCUUUGAGCACACAUUCCAGGUCAGAGAAGGUGACGAACAAAGAACGUACUUUAGCUUCCCCGCUACUGUAGCUCCCUACAAAUGUUCCGUCCUGCCCUUGAGUCAAAACCAGGAAUUCGUGCCUUUCGUUAAAGAGCUGUCUGAGGCGAUGACUAAAAACGGCGUGUCCCACAAAGUGGACGACUCUUCAGGAUCCAUCGGGAGGCGCUACGCCAGGACGGAUGAGAUCGGGGUGGCGUUUGGCAUCACCAUCGACUUCGACACCGUGAACAAGACGCCUCACACAGCCACGCUGAGAGACCGGGACUCCAUGAGGCAGAUCAGGGCUGAGGUCAGCGAGUUGCCUGUGAUUAUUCGGGAUUUGGCUAACGGAACAAUGAGCUGGGCAGAAGUGGAGAGCAAGUUCCCCAUCUUUGAAGGACAGGAGACCAGCAAGAAGGACACAGUUGAAGAGUAAAACUCCCUCGUCUGCCUCUCACCCAUGAAAACCCACAGACUUGUUAUGCAUCACCAGGAAGAAAAUUGAAAUUGUAUUGUGAUAAGCUACAGUGGUGCACCAAACCCUCUCUGUGUUCUGCACUGCUGCAAUCACUAACAUGUCAUGUAUUCAUCAUAUCUAACAGGUGUGGAAAGCUUGCACAGGACUGAUGUUUCUGUCAUCAGAGACUUUUUUUUUUCAUCCAUUUAUGACAAUGUGGAAAUGUUUUAAAAGGGAGGACAUGUAAUCAGGUCAUCAGUGGAACGAGGCCUCAGCCAUUCCAGUUUUCAGGCAGAUUGAAUUGAGAUGUGAAAACAGUUUCAAUAAAAACAACCAGCACUUACUGGACACAGGCAA